Verticillium nonalfalfae is the source of this 459-nucleotide messenger RNA. It is a transcript of the gene MRPL11, whose product is annotated as 54S ribosomal protein L11, mitochondrial. Gene Ontology annotation, molecular function: structural constituent of ribosome; large ribosomal subunit rRNA binding. Gene Ontology annotation, cellular component: mitochondrial large ribosomal subunit; ribosome. Gene Ontology annotation, biological process: translation. Lineage: Eukaryota; Fungi; Ascomycota; Sordariomycetes; Glomerellales; Plectosphaerellaceae. The coding region runs from base 1 to 459 and encodes 152 amino acids. The transcript has 2 exons. The record is from RefSeq and is a predicted model, not a curated record.
AUGUCAAAAGUUGCGAGAGAUCAGCUCGUGAAGCUGAUUGUUGGUGCCGGCCAGGCCAGCCCCAGCCCCCCCGUUGGUCCGGCGCUGGGUAGCAAGGGUGUUAAAUCGAUGGAUUUCUGUAAGGAGUUCAAUGCGCGUACACAACACAUCAACACCGGAACACCGCUGCCCUGCAGGGUUAUUGUUCGCGGAGACCGAUCGUUCCACUUUGACAUUCGCACACCACAGACCUCGUGGCUGCUUCUGAACGCUGCCGAAGUCGAGGUCGGGCAGAAGGGUCGGAGGAAAGGCGCCAGCACCCCCGGCCACCAGACGGUCGGCACCGUCAGCCUGAAGCACAUUUACGAGAUCGCAAAGAUCAAGCAAACCGAACCGCGUCUAUCGGGUCUCAGCACGAGGGGUCUUUGCCGAGCCAUCAUCUAUCAGGCAAGGUCGAUUGGCGUCAAUGUUGUACCAUGA